ACCAUUGAAUUAUUGUGUAGUCAACGAUCCAAAUAUAUUUAUUGUGCAGAUUUAUUUUAUAAAACUUUAUAAAUAAAUAAAUAAAUAAUUAUGGCUGACGACGAUUUCGACGGAGACGAAGUUGCCGAUGAUUUUGAUGAUGUUGAUGAUGAUGAUAAUAUCGAAUUGGAAGCACAAGAGGAGGAUGGUGAAAAUAUUGAAUUAUUAGCUGCAGGAGAAGCAUCCGGAGGAGUUCAAAGAAACAAAAGAAUAACCACAAGAUAUAUGACUAAAUAUGAAAGGGCAAGGGUGUUAGGGACAAGAGCUUUACAGAUAGCAAUGUGUGCUCCUGUAAUGGUUGAAUUAGAAGGUGAAACUGAUCCUUUACAAAUUGCUAUGAAAGAAUUGAAACAGAGGAAAAUUCCUAUUGUCAUAAGGCGAUAUUUACCUGAUAACAGUUAUGAGGAUUGGGGGAUAGAUGAAUUAAUUAUAAUAGAUCAUUAGAAUAUAAAAUAGUUAACCAAUAUUAUAUUAUCUUAGAUCAGAUAAAAAUAACAGGAAUUAUAUCAUUUUUCAAUAUUUCUAAUCUCAUUAGAUUAAUAGAUUACUACAAUCCUCCAAUAACUCAGUCAACAUUAAUACAUUUGCUAUGGUGAAGUGGAAAUGUGAUUUCAAUAGGUUCAAAUUUAUUGUUUGUAUCAAUCACAAUUGCAAAUGUUCAAUGAAUAUCAGUAUGUUAUAAAUAUGUGAAGUGAUAGUGAAUGUAUUAACAAAUUAUUAUGUAAAUAAUAAAAUUACUUUUUAUA
Messenger RNA from Polistes dominula (European paper wasp), 785 nucleotides. RefSeq names its product RNA polymerase II subunit RpII18 (gene RpII18). Gene Ontology annotation, biological process: transcription by RNA polymerase II; transcription by RNA polymerase I; tRNA transcription by RNA polymerase III. Gene Ontology annotation, cellular component: nucleus; RNA polymerase III complex; RNA polymerase I complex. The record is from RefSeq and is a predicted model, not a curated record. Gene Ontology annotation, molecular function: DNA binding. Lineage: Eukaryota; Metazoa; Arthropoda; Insecta; Hymenoptera; Vespidae.